GGAACAAACAAGAGACGGAACCAAUCAAUGAGGACAGGCAGCAGUAGGCGCCCCUCGCCGCCGCGUGCCUUUUGUGCGUGAUACUUCUUGCUGUCGAUUGGCCAACCUUGGGCCAACCCUCUGCAUCCAUAUCCCAUCCGCCAUGUCCGUCCUCCGCUCGGCCCCCCUCGCCCGCCUCCCCCGCUCCCUCCCCCUCGCCCUCAGAUCCUACUCCACCCCGCCCCAGCCACCAAAGCCCCUCCAGCAACAACAGCCAGACGCUGCCUCGCCAUCCUACCUCCAACAGUCUCCAAACGUCCCCACCACCUGGUCCAAGGGCCAGAACCCCAAGCCCCAUGCCGUGGACAAUGCGCGGUUCGAGCAAAACUCGUGGAGACACCAGCCCAACCAGCCCAGCGCCAUGGGCAUGGUCGCCGAGGACCCUGUGAGGCUGGUCAAUGGAAGGAAGGCUGUCUGUGACGGUGGUGGUGGUGCUCUUGGUCACCCCAAAAUCUACAUCAACCUUGUAAGUUUCUGUCAUCGUGUACGGAUGUUUGAGCUGACAAUGUCUUUCGCAGGAUAAGCCAGGUAUGUCCACAAAUAGUAACCGAUCCUUCGAGUGUACUGCUGACUGUUGCCCCAUUACCAGGACCCAAGGUCUGUGGUUACUGUGGGACUCGAUACGAACAAGCCCACGAAUCUCAUCAUUAGUUGUAUCAACACGGAGCAUUGGGAGGGUCAGGAUGCAUGGGUUAUCACUUGGAUG
Molecule: messenger RNA, 745 nt
Organism: Cryptococcus amylolentus CBS 6039
Lineage: Eukaryota; Fungi; Basidiomycota; Tremellomycetes; Tremellales; Cryptococcaceae
Exons: 3
Coding region: 143-562 (139 amino acids)
Biological process (GO): mitochondrial electron transport, NADH to ubiquinone
Source: RefSeq, a predicted model, not a curated record